Messenger RNA from Acipenser ruthenus (sterlet), 3271 nucleotides. It is a transcript of the gene ptenb, whose product is annotated as phosphatase and tensin homolog B. Bases 875 to 2161 code for a protein of 428 amino acids. Gene Ontology annotation, molecular function: phosphatidylinositol-3,4-bisphosphate 3-phosphatase activity; phosphatidylinositol-3,4,5-trisphosphate 3-phosphatase activity; protein tyrosine phosphatase activity. Gene Ontology annotation, biological process: phosphatidylinositol 3-kinase/protein kinase B signal transduction; regulation of phosphatidylinositol 3-kinase/protein kinase B signal transduction; phosphatidylinositol dephosphorylation. The transcript is spliced from 10 exons. The record is from RefSeq and is a predicted model, not a curated record. Lineage: Eukaryota; Metazoa; Chordata; Actinopteri; Acipenseriformes; Acipenseridae. Gene Ontology annotation, cellular component: cell projection; plasma membrane; cytosol.
UGUGGUGCGAUUGUGUCCUUCCGCCCUCAGUAUAGCAGCGAACAGGUUUUAUAUGAACGGCUCUGCAUCUACUGUAAGCGUUCUAUAUUAGUUUCAGACAUAUUUUGCAUAUUGCAUAUAAUAUCGGGUCACUGUGGUUAAAUAACCAGUAAAAAUAGACGCUGUGGAACUAUUGUACGUGGCGGCAGGAUAUGCGGUGUAAGCCCAGUUUGUCUUUUCUCUCUCGGAAGCCAUGAUGGAAGUUUGCUAGUUUAGCUGGAGAGAACGGAAAAAGGAAGGGAAAUAUUCGAGAAAUAAAACAAAGAUACUUUUAAAACUAUAUAUAUAUAUUUUAACAUAUAUAUUUGUUAUUUUUGUAAGGUGGAGACGGUCAGUUCCCCCCCCUUGUAUCGAUUGGUAUUUUGACGACGAAGAUUGUGAGCUCGGAGGGCUUUGUGGGAUUUAUAUAUAUAUAUAUAUAUAUAUAUAUAUAUAUAUAUAUAUAUAUAUAUGUUUGUGCCAUAAUUUUCUGGUUUUGGAAGCGCUGGAGAGGUUUUUCUCUCCGCUCUUUUCGCCUUAAUCACGGCGGCGGCUGCAGAUUCAGAGACUUGGGCCGUUUUUAAAACGUUACGGUUCGGGAAUUGGACAAAUAUAAACCUUUUCGCUUGGGGGAUUGUGAGAGAAAUUGCGGGUUUGUGGAAGCCGGGCCUCUGGCGGAGCAGAGUAAGGCCCUCCUGUGUGAGCCAGCAACAGCCAUUCUAAUCCAGCUAGCGACGAAAGAGAGAUAGAGAAGGGGAGCUGCAAAAAUCAGAGCAAAAGGAAGACAGAGGGACAUAACCAUUUCCAGCCAAGGAGCCAACAAUACUUUCUCAAUAGAAUCGCCCAAAAGACUAUCAUGGCAAUGGCUGGGAUCAUCAAAGAAAUCGUUAGCAGAAACAAAAGGAGAUACCAGGAAGAUGGAUUCGACUUGGACUUGACUUAUAUUUAUCCUAACAUUAUUGCCAUGGGAUUCCCUGCUGAAAGACUUGAAGGUGUCUACAGAAACAACAUAGAUGACGUAGUACGGUUUCUGGAUUCGAAACAUAAAGAUCAUUACAAGAUAUAUAAUCUAUGCGCAGAAAGACAUUAUGAUGCUAACAAAUUUAACUGCAGAGUUGCACAGUACCCCUUUGAAGACCACAAUCCACCCCAGCUAGAGCUUAUUAAACCUUUUUGUGAAGAUCUUGACCAAUGGCUGAGUGAAGAUGACAAUCAUGUUGCAGCAAUUCACUGUAAAGCUGGAAAGGGACGAACGGGUGUAAUGAUAUGUGCUUAUUUGCUACACCGAGGCAAAUUCCUAAAAGCACAAGAAGCACUAGACUUUUACGGUGAAGUGAGGACCAGAGACAAAAAGGGAGUGACAAUUCCAAGUCAGAGGCGUUAUGUAUAUUACUACAGCUUCCUGUUGAAAAACAAGUUGGACUAUAAACCAGUGGCAUUGUUAUUUCACAAGAUGGUGUUUGAAACUGUUCCCAUGUUCAGUGGUGGAACAUGUAGGGAUACUACAGUUAAAAACAAGAGCGAGCAGAUUCCUCAUGGUUUCAGAAAAGGGAAUUGGCACUGGGAUCCUCAGUUUGUGGUUUAUCAGCUUAAAGUGAAGAUCCAUACCUCAAAUCCAGCACACACAAGACGUGUAGACAAGUACAUGGUUUUCGAGUUUCCACAACCAUUACCAGUGUGUGGUGACAUCAAGGUGGAGUUUUUCCACAAACAGAACAAGAUGAUGAAAAAGGAUAAAAUGUUUCACUUCUGGGUCAACACAUUCUUCAUCCCUGGACCGGAACACAAUUCAGAGAAAGUAGAAAAUGGAAGCUUAAUUGGAGUAAAAGAACUUGAUGGAAUUCAGAGUACAGAACGAGAAGAUGACAAGGAGUAUCUCAUCCUCUCACUGACGAAAAAUGAUCUAGACAAAGCAAAUAAAGACAAAGCCAACCGAUCCUUCUCUCCAAACUUCAAGGUGAAGCUGUAUUUUACAAAAACAGUGGAGGAGUCGUCAAAUUCAGAGGCCAGCACAUCAACUUCAGUAACACCAGACGUUAGUGACAAUGAACCUGAUCACUAUAGAUACUCGGACACCACUGACUCUGAUCCAGAAAAUGAACCUUUUGAUGAAGAUCGACAUACACAGAUCACAAAAGUCUGAAAUAUUUUUAUGGGGGAAAAAAAACUAAACCACAAGAGAAAAGGGGAAAAAACUUGAAUAUAAACUGAAAAGCAAGUACCUUUUUUAAAUGGCAAUAGGACAUUGUGCAGAGUAAAAUGCUAUCAAUUAUAGGAACAAUUCUCUUUUCCUGACCAAUUUUAUCUUGCCCCAUACAUCCACAAGGUUUUGACACUUGUCCAGUGGAAAAAGGUUGCAUAAUGUUAUGUAUAUACCUUUUUGGGUCUAAAGGAAAGUUGAAAAAGAAACUCAAAUCAGGAGAUGACAGCACUUUCCCAUUUAAUUCCAGUUUUAUUAGGUGGAGACAGUUCUGUUAUGUACGUAGGAAGAUCUUUCCUGUUGUGUUCCCUCACCAACUGUAGGUGCUAAAAUGCUAACAAGGGUUCAUGUCCUACCCCAGUUCAUUCCCACACAACACAAACGACCAUGUUAUGGUUGGCUAGAAGAAUUGCUAAAAAGGUUUGCUCCAUUUAAUGAAAGUAAUUUGUGUAAGGGACGGAAAGCACUUUUGCAAAGUGGAAACAUGGUCUUUGCUGUUUUAUAUACCAUCUCCCCCUUUCUAGCUUGUGACAGUAAUUAAUCCUUGGAUUGUGGAAUCGGCUGCUGCUUUUGUUUUGUGCUUUUUUUUUUUUUUUUUUUCCAAAAAGCAUAAUGGUGCUAGAAAAGGCAGCUAGAGGGAGCGAUUAUUUUAAAUGGGAGGGGGGUGGGGGGUGUAAGAGAGAGAAUACACAAGUUACAUUUAAGAAAUGCUGCUCCAUCUACAGUUAAAACCAAGGCCAGUGCUUUUGUCGGUCACAUUUUAUAUUCUUUUUUUCUUCCGCCCAGUUUUACCUACUGUGAAUGCUUAAUGUGCUGUUUGCAGGCUGUUUCCUGUAAUGUGUAAUUGUGCAGUGGAAACUGCAUGUUGAAAUUCUAGUCUAGCAGUUUUUCUUUUUUUUGAGGGGGGGGAGGGGGGGGGUUGGCUUUAUGGCAUCUAAGCAUUUUCCAUUCCUUCUACCGCUGUGUAUUCUGUUAAAAGUAUGCAGGAAAACAGUAUCCCAUGUAAUUGUCAAUGUGUUAUUUUUUUAAUAAUAAAAUAUGAUACACAAAACA